AUGUCUGACCCACGAUUUGCGCGGUUGAAGACUGACCCCCGUUUUCGACGCCCCAAGAAACACAAUUCAAAAGUUGUAGUUGACGAGCGCUUCAAAGAAAUUUUUGAUGAAGACAAGGAGGGAAAGAAGAAAUUGAAACAAAAAGGCAAAGGAAAGGACAAAACGGGUCGAGUGGAUAAAUUUGGUCGAAAAAUUUCUGAAACUCAUGAAAAGGACAACCUCAGGCGGUUUUAUCGGCUAGAACAUGAGGAAGACGAGGAGGAAGAGGAUCCAACUCCCAAAAUCCCUGACUAUGCUCGUGGUGGUGUUCUCAUGGAGUCCUCCGAAUCAGAGGCGGAGAGUGAGGAUGCAGGUGACUCUGGCGGCGAGAGCGAUGGCCCUGGAUUUGUCACAUUAGGCAGGGACCUUGAUGAAGAAGGCGAGAUCGAUCUUGAUGAGAGCGUAUUUGCCGAUCUGGACGCACAGGCUGCUGCAUAUGUGAGGACAGCCACGGAGGAUAACAGUGAAGAAGCGAUGGAGAAGACCCGAAGACUAGCUGUUGUUAAUCUUGAUUGGGACCAUGUCCGUGCGGCGCAUCUUUACAAAAUAUUCUCGUCACUUGUUUCGCCAGCCGCGCCUGCUAUCCUUCCGACACCUGUGCCAAUGCAACCCAAGGAUGAAACAUCUCUCCAGAACACGAAAAGCGCAAAGGCGACUAUCGCAAGAGGGAGGGUGCUGAGCGUCCGCGUCUAUCCAAGUGAGUUUGGGAAAGAGCGCAUCACAAGGGAGGAGAAGGAGGGACCACCUGUAGAGGUAUUCAAAAAGAAGUUAGAACAUGAAGAGGAUGUCAAUGAACGUACGAUUCACGAAACCGGAGACGGAGCGGACUACGACGAAGACGCUUUGAGAAAGUAUCAGUUGGAGAGAUUACGGUAUUAUUACGCAAUUGUUGAAUGUGAUACCACCGAAGCUGCCGUGCACAUCUACAACGAACUUGAAGGCACUGAGCUUGAGCGUUCAGCAAAUGUGUUCGAUCUCAGUUUUGUGCCCGAUGAGAUGGCAUUCGAUGAAGAAUAUCGCGAUGAAGCGACAGAUGAUCCUGGAACACGUUAUCGAGCAGUAGAGUUCGUGACAGAUGCUCUCCGUCAUUCAAAAGUCAAGCUCACGUGGGACGACGAUGAUCCGGAGCGCAAUCACAUUACUAGACGAUCGCUGUCAAAAAAAGAGAUCGAAGAAGCCGACUUUAAGGCAUAUAUCGCAUCGUCAUCUGAAUCUGAUAAUGAUAAUGAUCCAGAUUCUGUAUCGAGGAGGAGGAGCAAGAAGAACACCCAGAGAGACAAGCUUCGCACUUUACUUCUUGCCGGAGACGAUGACGAACUUCCAGAAGGGUGGGGCCGGGAUGACGAGGCAGGAAAAUAUGAUGAUAUUGACAUGGAGAUCACGUUCGCCCCUGGUCUCACUGAGGCCAAAAAUCUUGACGACGAAACGACAAUGGAGGCAUAUCAAAGAAAAAUGAGGGAGAAGCGUAAAAAAAGAAAGGAAGAGGUCAAAGUAAAAGCUACGACAGUCACGAAUAACGAAGGUGAAGGGCGGCCUGGGAAAACAGUCUCUUUCGAUGACGACUUCUUCGAGGGCAUAAGUGGCAGAGGCAGUGAAGGAGAAUCUGAGGCAGAGAAUACAUCGGGGUCGGCGAAGCGAGUGUCAAGACGGGAGGUCGACAAGCCAGUGCCACGCGAGGAGACGAGGUCAGACGUCAAAGUGGAGAAGAAGGGCAAAAAGAAAAGGGGGAAAAAGAAAGUGAUCGAUGAUGAUGAAGUCCAGGACGACUUCCUUAUCGACGUUAAAGAUGAUCGGUUCAAGGCAAUCCACGAGGAUCAUCAAUUCGCCAUCGAUCCCAGCAAUCCCCGCUUCAAAAAGACGAAAAGUAUGGUGGCACUUAUUGACGAACGAACUAAGCGCCAAAAAGGGAGUCUACCUGAAGAUGAGACAGGCGCACGACUCCCCGCGAGGGUGGAUGACACUAGCCUCAAGAAUCUCGUUGAGAGCGUUAAACGGAAAAGUGCAGCGGCUGGUCAGGGUGGAUUUGGGAAGCGGCGUAAGCUAUAA
Suillus fuscotomentosus is the source of this 2085-nucleotide messenger RNA. RefSeq lists its product as uncharacterized. The transcript has 6 exons. The record is from RefSeq and is a predicted model, not a curated record. Gene Ontology annotation, cellular component: nucleus. Bases 1 to 2085 code for a protein of 694 amino acids. NCBI's taxonomy places the organism in Eukaryota, Fungi, Basidiomycota, Agaricomycetes, Boletales, Suillaceae. Gene Ontology annotation, molecular function: RNA binding. Gene Ontology annotation, biological process: rRNA processing.